GUCCCCGGGGCAAACUUAGCUCGGAAGUCAGAGCGCCUCAUAACCUUCGAAAGGUUGGCCGGAAUACUACGCGAAUUGUUCAUUGUCAACAAAGGGGAAGAAAGUCUGCUGAAUACUACUGGUACCUACCUCAACCACCAAUUACUUAUUCCACAAAACGUGCUGUGUCCCCUUUUAAAAAGAAUGACGACCCCAUACGCCCCCGGCCGCCUCGACGGCAAGGUCGCCCUCGUCACCGGCUCCGGGCGCGGCAUCGGCGCCGCCAUCGCGGUGCACCUCGGCCGUCUCGGCGCCAAGGUGGUGGUCAACUAUGCCAACUCGGCCGAGCACGCGGCCAAGGUGGUCGACGAAAUCAAGCGGCUGGGCUCGGACGCGGUAGCCAUCCAGGCCGACGUGCGGCACGUGGCGCAGACGGCCAAGCUCUUCGACUCGGCCGUGGCGCACUUCGGGCGGCUCGACAUCGCCGUCAGCAACUCGGGCGUCGUCAGCUUCGGCCACCUCAGCGAGGUGACCGAGGCCGAGUUCGACCGCGUGUUCGGGCUCAACACGCGCGGGCAGUUCUUCGUCGCGCGCGAGGCCUACCGCUGCCUCCGCGAGGGCGGGCGCAUCAUCCUGAUGUCGUCCAACACGGCCCAGACGUUCAGCGUGCCGCGCCACAGCCUGUACUCGGCCUCCAAGGGCGCCAUCGACGUCUUCGUGCGCACGCUCAGCAAGGACUGCGGCGACCGCAAGAUCACGGUCAACGCGGUCGCGCCCGGCGGCACCGUGACCGACAUGUUCCACGCCACCUCGCACCACUACAUCCCCGGCGGCGAGAACUACUCGGCCGAGCAGCGCCAGCAGAUGGCCGCCCGCGUCUCGCCCCUCAACCGCAACGGCUAUCCCGAGGACGUGGCGCGUGUCGUGGGCUUCCUGGCCAGCGACGAGGCCGGCUGGGUCAAUGGCAAGGUCAUCACGCUGGACGGCGGUGCGGCGUGAUGGAUCAUGGAAGUACGAUCGUGCUAGUUUGGGAUUCUGAUAGUAGUAGACUAUUAGAGUUUUGACAAUAUAUUUAUUAUUCGC
Molecule: messenger RNA, 1062 nt
Organism: Chaetomium strumarium
Lineage: Eukaryota; Fungi; Ascomycota; Sordariomycetes; Sordariales; Chaetomiaceae
Exons: 1
Coding region: 184-978 (264 amino acids)
Molecular function (GO): oxidoreductase activity
Source: RefSeq, a predicted model, not a curated record